AUGGGUUUGCUUCCAAGUCCUAAGCAAGUCUACGGUCGGACGCCACGGUAUCUAAAGAACAUCAAUAUGACUACAACUGAUGGAUCACCAUAUGAAGUUGAACAUGACGUUUGGGAGGUAAUAGCAAAGAUGAAGGAGCAUAUAAAAAAGCAAGACCAGAUAAUUGAAGAUAUGAAUAACAAAGAAGGCUAUGUCAAUAAUGGUAUAGAAGAGGAAAACCUCCAAUCAAAUGAUAAUGGUAUUUCUCGGUCACCAGUACUGCUUGGUAAAACAAAGAGAAUCCAGUGCAAUGGACCCGUUGAGGCACGAUCGUCUAUGCAACAUGACAUUCCUGAGGAUAAUAAUUUGUCACGUUCGCACGAAAAGGUUGGCGACCAUGAUGUCAACCAAUUAAAAAUUCAACAAAUUUCAUCAUCUCCACAACACCUUGUUAUUGAUUCUGUGCUAGAGGUGAGGGAAACGAGGAAUAUUACGGGUGAAUCUGUUUCAACACCGAACCAGCAAAGGACUAGAACUGAACACCCACACCGCUCAAAAAGAAGGCGUUCUUCUUCCAUCAAGGCUGCUUCCAAAGUAGUCUUGAAGACUUCAACAUAUCCCAACAAGCGGAAUGUUGCGUAUGGUACUAUUCGGAGUACUGAUCCAAGAACUAAGGCUAGUGGUAUUGAGUUAGGUGCUGAAUUUGCUCUUGUGCGCAUAGAUGAUCCUAUUCUUGAUAAUGAGGAGUUGGUAAGGGAAGUUUCUGAUUGCAAGACAAUUGGCGAGGCUUUCACUUCAGGAUACUUAAUUGCCUGGCCUUCAGCUUUUAUUCGAGAGAAGGAUGGUUGA
Messenger RNA from Triticum turgidum subsp. durum (durum wheat), 828 nucleotides. The record is from the annotation of a GenBank genome assembly. Lineage: Eukaryota; Viridiplantae; Streptophyta; Magnoliopsida; Poales; Poaceae.